Rodentolepis nana is the source of this 600-nucleotide messenger RNA. The record is from the annotation of a GenBank genome assembly. NCBI's taxonomy places the organism in Eukaryota, Metazoa, Platyhelminthes, Cestoda, Cyclophyllidea, Hymenolepididae.
AUGCCAUUGGUAGAGCAGAACACAUCAAUGUUUACUUUAUUAUUGUCUCCGUGGGGGUAUGCAAUAGAUUUUCUCGACAUGAGAAACCAAUUGUUUUGUGGGGGAUUAAUUUUCUUUCUGGGUUUAACAAUUUGCCAUGCGGAAGUGCUCACAUCAUAUGAACGAAGUUUCACACCUUACAGUAAGAAUCUUAGUUGCUAUGUUUGCGAGCCGACAUCGAUGAAUUUAACAGGAAGAACCCAUGUGCAAUGGGAAAUUGAGAAUAAGAGAUGCGAGGAGCCGGGUGAAGAUCUCAUUGAGAAAUGUGAAGAAACGGAAAAUUUCAAGCCACGGGGCUGCGGAAAGUUGGUAACAAAGUCUUAUCAGCAAAUCAACUUUGGUGGUGAAAGAGAGGUAGUACUUGUUCGACGAUUUUGCUCAAGUUCUGGAAUGAAUAAAGAAGAGCAGAAAUGCAUCUCAACAAUGUCCCAGGGACGAUGGACUGAAGUCUGCGUUUGUGGAGGCAAUGCAUGCAACGGUGCUGAAGGUUAUCCGAAAACCACCAUUUUAUCUCUUGUCUGUCUUACCCUAACGGCUGUCGCAAAAUUUAGUUUGCUUUAA